Messenger RNA from Myxocyprinus asiaticus (Chinese sucker), 7981 nucleotides. RefSeq names its product nesprin-3-like. The transcript is spliced from 18 exons. Gene Ontology annotation, molecular function: actin filament binding. The record is from RefSeq and is a predicted model, not a curated record. The coding region runs from base 153 to 3554 and encodes 1133 amino acids. Gene Ontology annotation, cellular component: nuclear outer membrane; cytoplasm; meiotic nuclear membrane microtubule tethering complex. Lineage: Eukaryota; Metazoa; Chordata; Actinopteri; Cypriniformes; Catostomidae. Gene Ontology annotation, biological process: nuclear migration.
UUGAUUUCCUCCUCGACCAGCCCAUUCAACUGACAGGCCUGCAUUCACUUCCUGACGUCUCACUGUAACUUUGUAGCUCGAAGACAACUAAGGUCAUUUCUUAUCAAAAAGUACUCGCAAUAGAUGCACAUAUAUCCGUCUGCCUUAAACUAAUGACCCAGCAAGAGCAGCAUGAGUUCAGGAAAAGAUUGGAGGAAGCCCUGUCCUGGAUGCAGGCCGUCCAGGAGAAGCUUAAACAAAAUGAUAACACCCAAGGGCCCAGAUCAGCGCUGGAGGCCAGGCUCAGAGAAACCGAGAAAAUCCAUAGUUCAGAGCCUGAAGGCAAUUUGAAGAUGGACAGGGUGCUUGUGGCAUCUGAAGCUUUGCUCCGAAAUGGAGACGAAGAGAUGAAGAAUCAGACUCAUUCAAAACUCAAAGAUCUGAAAGUGCUAUGGGAUGAGACUUUAACCUACAUAAUUCACUGCCACAGUCGUAUCGAAUGGGUGUGGCUGCACUGGAGUGAAUACCUGAAGGCCCAUGAGGAGUUUAGGAUGUGGCUGGAGAAGAUGCACAUGGCUCUGGAACCCUUGCUUGAGAUGCAGUUGGGUCUGCAGGAGAAACUUUGGCAGGUGGAUCAUCUACGGGUCCUGCACAGUGACAUCCAGGCCCAGGAUCAGUUUCUGGAGAGGCUCCUGGAUGAGGCUGCAGCCCUGUAUAACCGCACAGAAGAUGGCAGUAUAGAUGAGCAGGCUCAGCAGGGACUUCAAGAUGCCUACAACCACAUUCGAGAGCGAGCACAGGAGAGAUUGGGUUUAGCACAGAAAAUAGUAGAGGAGCACCAGCAAUACCAAAGUUGUGUUCAUAAAUUCCAAACCUGGCUGGUUUCUAAAACAGAGGAAGUCAGCCGUUUCAACGACAUGGAGGACACAACGCAGAAUAGACUCAAAGCCCUGAAGGAGCUGGACACCAGUAUAGCUAAAGAAGAGCUCACUCUCCAGCAUAUUGAAAGCUUGUCUGAGGUGGUGAAGACCAACACGUCUCCAGCAGGUGCAGAGAAGAUCACAAAAGAGAUGGAGGACUUGAGGCUGGCCUGGCAGAGAUUACGCCAGGCACUGGUGGAUAUUUAUGAAGAGCUCCAGAACUCGCUGGACUCUGAGAGCGAGUAUUCAAACCGUUGUAAGCAGCUGUGGUCAGAUCUUGCUCAGCUUCGAACCCUGGUCCAGACCCUCAGCAGUGAUUUGGAGAGUAGGGAUGAAGAGCGGACUGAGGAACACAUGGUUGCUCAAUGGAAGACGCACACGGGUGUACAUAAGAAGCUCGUCGCAGAGGAGCCCAGGGUGGAACAGUUGAAAUCCCGGUUGAAAGAGCUAUUCCGAUUCCCACAGGAUUCCAAAGCUCUAUCUGAUGAGAUGCUAGCAGUGGUUAAGGAAUACCAGAGUGUGAAGGGCAGAUCUUUCAGGUUGUCCUCUGAAAGUGAGACAGCUCUUCGGCAGAUACUGCAGGACCCUCUGUAUGGCUUCAGCCAGUGGAGUCAGACCGUUUCACAAGUUUUGGAGGCCUCUGCCGAUGUGACGGAAUUCUCCCAUAUCGCUCUGCUCGUGCAGAAUAUCGAGAAGUUUCUAAAAAACAGCGUGCAGCUGCAGGAGCGCUUGAGUUUGCUCCAGGUGAAGAGUGAUCUGCUCAGCUCUGUUUUUGGCCAGGAGAAAGCGGAUGAUCUGUUGGAGGAGCUCAGCGGGGAUAUGAGGAAGAGAGAGUUACUCCACAGCCAGCUCCAACAGCGCAAGAACCGCCUGCAGGGAUUGAUAUCAAAGACAAAGGAUUUUUCAGAUGCCUAUGACUCCAUACACAAAAAGCUGACCUCCAUAAAGGAUAGGUUCCUCACGGCGGAUGGACUACAACCUGACAUUCUUGCAAAGAAGAGCCAGGCAGACCAGCUCAGGGUCAUUAGGAGAGACUUGGAGGAUUGUGAGGCCCAUAUCAUAGCUCUUGAGACACUGGUGUCAUCCAGCCCUACGAACAGGACAAAGUUUGAGCGUCUGUAUGCAGACUGGAAAUUGCUUUAUAAGGCAGUUUGGAUGAAGGUAAAUGAAAGUGAAGAGAACAUUGCAGAACAUGAGAGUUUCCAUGACAAUAUUUUGAAUUUGGAGAAAUGGUUAAUGAUCAUGAGGCAGAAGCUGGAAUCAUUCCGUGGGCCCGAUGGAGAAUGGAGCAUCGAUAAUCGGCAACAUGAGGCUGAGAGGGCGCUAGGAGAGUUUCCACAGAAGGAACUCCAGCUUCAUCAGACUGAGGCUCAGGGUCAGACCGUGCUGGCCAGGACCUCUGAGGAGGGCAAAGUUCACAUCCUGCAGGACCUUAAACACCUCAGAGACUCCUGGAUGUCCCUCCACACGCUUAGUCUCAAUCUUUACAGGCUUUUAAAUGGACAUGCUGUCACCGGGGGGCAAGAUUCCCUUACGCACACAACUGAGCUCCUGGACAAAUGGGCAGAUAGGCACCAUGAGGGCUCAGGACCUGCAAGAGCAUCAAGCUCUGAAGUGGCUGCGGGUCCAGCCACAGGUGUUGAGGGAACAGGACAGCAUCGCCAUCAGAAGCUCGAUGGACAGUUCCACCAAGGAUCAGAACCAACAGGUCACCCGAAGUUGGAGAGGAACAUGGAAGCAACUCAGGGUCAGAUUCCAUUGGUGUUCCCUGAAAACAUCCCAAGACCAGGAGGUCCAGAGGUUUGGAGAAGAGAGAGGGGUUACCAUGACAUCUCCAUGGAAGAUGAAGUGGACACAGUAACUUCUGGAGGUUACUUGCUAAGGAAGAAUGAGACCAGGAGUGGUGGAAGGACUGGGGAAUGGGUUGAAGAACACAUGGGCGGUUCUGGGAUUGAAGAUUUGGACAUGCAAGGCAGAUAUGGCUUUUUUAGUGGAGUUCAAUCUGAUCAUGCACAGAGAAGGAUAAGGCCAUCUUCAAUCCCACCUAAUGAGACCACUGUGACUUAUGACUCUAUUGGUGGCACUCAGAUGGGCUCUCAGGGGCCCCAGCUUCAUACUGACACGGUGGCCCUUUGGAGGGAAUUUGAAGUGUGGCUUCACAAAGAAAAUAACAAACUUAAAGGAAUUCUGAACAACCAAAGGGCCCUGAGCGACAAAGAACUGAGGAUAAGACAGAAUACACUCAAGGGUUUACAUGCCAAUGUAGCCUGGGGUCAGACACAGUUCCAGAAGUUGAAGGCUGCUCGGCAGAAUAAUCUAGCAGAAGAGGAUGUGGAACUAGAGGAGUUGCGAUAUCGAUGGAUGUUAUAUAAGUCCAAACUGAAAGAGGUUGGAGACCUCAGAGAUUUUGUGAAAUGCAAGGGUGGCACUGCACAAGAGGAGGAGCAUGUACGAGCUGGAAAGCAGAGCAGCGGUCCCGGGUUCCUGUACCGCGUAUGUCGCGUGGCUCUUCCUCUCCAGCUCCUGCUAUUGGCCUUGCUGCUGCUGGCCUUCCUGCUGCCUAUGAUGGAUGAGGGCACCAGCUGCUCGCUGUCCAACAACUUUGCUCGCUCUUUUAACAUCAUGCUGCGCUACAAUGGACCACCGCCCACUUAAGCAUAGAUGCAAUGGGUACUCAGGCCGCAUGGUCAAAAAACCCAAAACAAAACAAGCUUUUCCUUUAAGACAGCAAUUUGUGGUUGUGUUCAUGUAACAUGGUUGCUUAUAUAUUUUUAUCAUUGUUCCGUUAUAUGUCAUUUUUUAUCGUUGUUCUUUUUAAUGUUUAUUUUUGGUUCUCUGCUUGUUUCAGUCCACAGUACACCCACUAGUUGACCCAGCACAUAAGAAAAUGUGUGUUUGUGUGAGAGAGUGAAAAUGUUAGAGUGGGUGGAUGGCAUAGACACUCGCAACCUGCUCUUAAUGACUCAAGCAGUUAAUUUCUCUACAAGCAUUUGGAGAAACCAAACAGCCUUUAUAAAGUGCAAAACUCCAUGAAAGACGUUUCUACUCAGGAACCAUUUCAAAUCACAUACGUUUUUAUGUUCAUUCAUUUUUGUAUCUACUUAAUGCCGAUAAAAAGUCAUUUUUGUGUGGUAUGUCUUACGCAAUUAAAGGGACAGUUCAUCCAAAAAUGAAAAUUAUGUUCUCAUUUGCUCAUUUCAUUCCAUAUCUGUGACUUGAUUUCUCAGUCCUUAAAAUGCUGCCUAACAUCUGCUUUUGUGUUCCACAGAUGAAAGAAAGUCAUACAGUUUUGGAAUGAAAAGGAGUGUGAGUAAAGAUAACAGAAUUGUUGUUAUUGGGUGAACUAUAUCAGAAUAGACGUGUUCUUUAAACAGUUUUUGGAAAUCAGAUUUUUGAAGGCACAGAUUAUAGGGUAAAAAUAGCCCUGUUUGGGGAAAAUUUCCUUUAUUGAAAAUAAUUUGUAAACUCUGUGACCUUCCUGGUUUUUUUUUUUUUUUUUUUUUUUGCAACAGUGUCUCAGCUGGGAGUUCUUAGGGCGCAUUUGUUCUAAAAUCAUUAGAUGUCGAGUUCAGUGUUUAUUUAGAAUCGGAGGCAAUUUGCAUGGCUUUAAGCUAUGUAGUUCAGGACAGUAGUAUUGCAUAUACAAGCACCGUACAGCUUUUAUCCUGUAGCAAAAUGGAAACUGUUUAGUGCCCUUUUAAUAAUCUUAUUGAGAACUCUAUAUCUUAAAACAAAACUGCUAUAUUAAGAUUGUCAUUUUCGUCAAAGGAAUAAUUACACCAAAAAUGAUAAUUUUAUCAUAAUUUACUAUCCCCACUUAAACUCAAAUGACUUUCUUUUCUUCUGUGGAACACAAAGAUAUUUUUGUCCAUGCGAUGCAAGUCAAUGAGGUCCAACACUUUCAAGCUCCAAAAAGGACUUAAAGGCAGCAUAAAGGUAAUCCAUACAACUUGAGUAGUUUAAUCCAUGUCUUCUGAAGUGAUACGAUUGUUUUGGUGGAGAAAACCAAGAACGCAUCGGCACAUGCGUCAAGUAUGGGGAAGUGUACUCAAGCUUCAAAUUAUGAUCACCGAGGAAACUGCAUAUGGCAAGAUUUAUAUUGAAAAAGGAGUUACAUUUUAGUCUGUCUCUCACCAAAAACUGAUCAUAUUUCUUCAGAAGACAUGGGUUAAACCACUCAAGUUGUAUGGAUUACCUUUUUUUGCUGCCUUUAUGUCCUUUUUGAAGCAUAAAUGUGUUAGACCCCGUUAACUUGCAUUGUAUGGAGACACAUCAUACAUCUAUGAAAAUAUAUUUGUUUGUGUUCAGAAGAAAGUUAGUUUAAGACUGCAAAAGGGUGAGUAAAUGAUGAGAGAAUUAUCACUUUUAGCCGAACUAUUCCUUUAAUAUGUCAUGCACUAUAUCAUGUUAAAUUCAUAUAACAAAAAUGCAUGCCAAAGAGAGAGACAACCCAAAAUAUGCUGCAAUUCUUUAAACUGUUGCACUGCUAUAUCGUUUGUAUUUCAUCUCUUAAGUCAAUGCAAACUCUUUACAGAUAUAAACAAAUGUCAUCAAUGAUACUGUAUGUAAAUCAAGAUGACAAAUGCUGUACUGGUAAACUGUAUAAAAUGUGGUUAAAAGAAUCAGCGCAAAUGCUUCUUAAAUGUAUGCUAAAAUAUCUAGAAAAUUUACAGCACUGUGUGCAUGGAAAGAGCUUUUCUCAUAGGAAAAUUUUGAUUUGAAAAAUACUGGAAAUAAUUUCAAAAACUUAAUUCAAGAUGGUUGCUUUACAGCAUGUAGAAAUUAUAGUUAUCUUUUUUCUAAUAACCUUGUUUUAAGGUAAAAGUAGCUUUCAGAUGCAUUAAAGGUUAAUAUAGGACAAUGUAUUAAUGAAAAAAAGGUUAAAAUAUUUAUUUUAUUACAAUAUUUUGGAUCAAACUCUUAUAUUGUAUCUUUAAACCUCAUAUAUAUUGCAUGAAAGUUUAAUAUAGGACAAUGUAUUCAUGAAAAAAAAAAGGUUAAAACAUUUAUUUUAUUACAUUAUUUUGGAUCAAACUCUUAUAUUGUAUCUUUAAACCUCAUAUAUAUAUACUGUGUAUAUGUAUGUGUAUAUAUAUAUACAUAUAUAAUAUAUAUAUAUAUAUAUAUAUAUAUAUAUAUACACACACACACACAUAUUAACAGUAUUUUUGUAUUUUACUCUGGGCAAUAAACAUGCAGUGCAUUUUCAGUAUGUGAUCUGCUUGUGUUUCUUCUGUCACUAUGGACUUUAAAUUGAAUGUUAGAUAAUGCGUAGCUCAAUAUCAAGAUAAUCUUUAGCUGGAAAUGUAUCUGUUUGCGUGCUCACAGCAUUAGACCAAAGUGGAAAUGAUUUAGCGAAAUGCACGACAAUGAAUACUGAUAAUGCAACACAAAACCAGCGUGCAGGUGUGAAGAAACUUCACGAAAUGGAGCACAGCUAGGUUUUACCUAGCGAUAGGGGCCACGUAAAGAUAUUACAUGGGCCUUAGGUUGAGGUUUUGCAUUUGAUUUGAUAUGGUUAGUUAGAAACCAGAAGGUAUAUCAAGGUAUAUAUCAAAUAUUUAGUUUCUUAAGUAACUAGGUGUUUAAGAACCACAAUAGCUUUAGUUAAAAAAAUAGCAGUUGAUUGUUUUUUUGCAUAGUUCUGUCAUCAUUUCUUCAUUGCCUAAGCAACGGGCAAAGCUACGUUCACUGCCUGAGUUUCAUUUUCCAUUUAAUUUAGGUCGCUAUUGCCAAAGGGAAACUAGAUCUAAUUGGAGGAUAUUGCCCUGUGAAAACAACAUAUUUGUAAAAUAAACAAGACUGCAGAGUCACUGUUAGACUGUACUGGUACAUGUUUUGUUUAAACAUUGGUCAUAGUGAAGUCAAUUUAUUGACGUAGUUGCUGUGGAGUCAGGUGAUUAUUUGCCUUCAAGGUGUGUGUAUAUGUGAACUCGCGCAUAUUGGGCACCAAGAUAGUUCUGUAUUUAUCUGAAAAUUCUGUCAUUUACUCACCCUCAUGUUGUCCCAAAUCCAUGUGACUUCCUUCCAUGGAAUACAAGUAGAAAUGUUAGUCAGAAUGUAUUACAGAAUUCCACUGAAAAAAAAUAAUAAAAAAUAAAAGAUGCAAUGAAAGUGAUUGGUGACUGAGACUAAAAUUUUAUCUUGCCUGUCUUUUUGUGUUCCACAAAUGAAAGUAAAUCAUACGGUUUAUAACAGCCUGAGGGUGAGUAAAUGAUGACAAAAUUUUCAUUUUUGGGUGAACUAUCCCUUUAAUGUUAUGGCCCACUCACUUCAAGCACUUGCGUGGCCUGAUUUAUUCAAAUAGGAUUCCUAUGAGAGAGAACGAGUUGGAUCCAUCCAACACAAUCGCCCACAAGUGCAGCGACGUGCACAACCAACAGAUUUCACACGGCUGUUUCUGUGUUACAUGCGUCGCAACCAACAGAUUUCACAUGGCUGUUUCUGUGUUACAUGCAUCGUAACCAACAGAUUUCACACGGCUGUUUCCGUGUGCUGUUUCUGUGUUACAUGCAUCUCACUACAGACCCAAUCAUGUUUGUUUGAUGAUGCUUAGAAAUUCUGGAGCACUGAGCCAGAUCAUGGCACAUGGACUCAUAAGACACAUUUUGAAUGAGCAGAAAUGUGCCAUUCAGGUGAAAGUAAUGGAGUUUGAAUAAUACAGUAAUCCCUUAUCCAGGUUCAUUUUGUUGGCGAGUAAGGAUGAAACUCAAGCACAAUCUCUGUAACCCUGACACGAUCUCCACCCUUUACAAUCAAACAUAAUUUAAAAACACACACUGACACAUUAACCAAAAACCAAUAAAAAGGACCUUUAACCUCUAAAACUAGAGGCGAUUUCUUAUAGGAAUGUAGAAGAAAUCAGCUAAGACAAGAAAAAUAGGUUAGACUUGUUUACGUUUUUUAACAUGGCAAAUUGCAUUGCCUCAUCAAUCUAGAGUGAUAACCUUGUUCAGUUGCUGUUUACAUAUCAUAACUAUGAUCAUAUAUGAUAAACUAUCAUAAUUAUCAUACAUAUGCACUGUAAAUUCUGUUUUUAAACCUUGGUACAAAUUACAAUCACAGUAAAUCAUACUCCGGAU